GCAGGAAGUGUUCGCAUUGCCCCGCAGCGCGUAGCCCGGGGGUGAAGGCGACACGGCGAGCGCGCACGGCUCCAAACCCACCCCGGGGUGGGUGACGCUCAUCGCAUAGUCUCGGGGCACCCCCUUUGUGUGCGCCCCCGUGUGUCACCAGCACGCAGCCUCCCACCCGAAGCAAAGGAACCGGCGGGGGGGGGUUGCGUUAAGUCGAAGAUCCCCGCCGCCACCGCGCACCACGAUGUGGCGGCCCCCCCCCAAGCAGCAGAGCGCCAACUCCGUGCUGAGCGAGCUCCGGCUGGGCUCCGUGCUCACGCUGUUCCGCCGCUCCGCCCGGCCCGAGAAGCGGACCCUGCAGGUGGACAUGCGGAGCCGCCAGGUGGUGUGGAGCCGCACGGUGGAGCGCGUCGAGGGGAAAGUCGACAUCCGCGAGAUCAAGGAGAUCCGCAAUGGGAAACAGUCGCGGGACUUCGAGCGCUGCGGAGACGACAUCGACGACUCGCUGUGCCUCGUCAUCUUCUACGGCAGCGAGUUCCGCCUCAAGACGCUCAGCCUCGCCAGCCAGCAGGGAGGCACCGUGGAUAGGAAAGAGGUGAACAAGUGGAUGAACGGCCUCAAGUUCCUCAUGGAAGACUGUGCCAAGGCCCCAACGUCCAUCCAGACUGAGUGGUGGCUGCAGAAACAGUUCAUCCCCCUGCAGAAGCCAAGCACCAAGUGCAUCACAGAGAAGGAGCUCAAGAUGAUGCUGUCCCAGUUGAACUACAAAGCAACGAACCCCAAGGUGCUCAAAGAUCGGAUCAGGGCCGUGGAGACCAAGGACGGGACGAUUUCGUUCGAGAAGUUCUCCCAGUUCUACGUCAACCUCCUGUUCGACGAGCAGAAGUCGAUCUUGCCGCAGAUCACGGACCGCAGCGACCAGCCCACGGUGUCGUUCGUGCUCCGGGACACCAUCACCAUCAUGGACUUCCAGCGGUUCCUCUUGUUCGACCAGAAGGAGGCGUGGGCGGCCGACCUGCAGCGAGUGCGGAACUUCAUGAACAAGGUGCUGCCGGACCCCAAGCGCAGCCAGGACGGGGCCUACUUCAAACCCCACGAGUUCCUGGACUUCCUCUUCUCAUGGGAGAACAGCGUGUGGGACCAGCAGUUGGAGCAGCUCCACCCCGAGGACCUCAACAACCCCCUCUCUCACUACUUCAUCUCCUCCUCACACAACACGUACCUGACGGGGGACCAGAUCUCCAGCGAGUCGUCCACGGAGGCGUACGCACGCUGCCUGCGCAUGGGAUGCCGCUGCAUCGAGCUGGACUGCUGGGAUGGGCCGGACAACAUGCCCAUCAUCUACCACGGGCACACGCUCACCACCAAGAUCGGCUUCUCGGAUGUCGUGUUCACCAUCAAGCAGCAUGCCUUCACCACCUCCGAAUUCCCGCUCAUCCUGUCCAUCGAGCAGCACUGCAGCUUGGCCCAGCAGCAGGUGAUGGCCGACAUCUUCCGCAAGGUGUUUGGGGACAUGCUGCUGACACGGCCGCUGGAGACGCACGGCGACGAGCUGCCCUCGCCCAGCCAGCUCAAGGGCAAGAUCAUCAUCAAGCAUAAAACCAUCGACCACCAGCUGUCGGAGGACCAUUCCAGCUCGGAGUACGACAUCAGCGACUCGAUAAAGAACGGCAUCAUGUACCUGGAGGACCCCCUGUACAAGGAAUGGAAUCCGCACUUCUUCGUGCUGACGAGCAACUGCCUCUACUACUCGGAGGAGACGUCGCUCAACGCGAGCAAAGACGAGGAGCAGGAGGAGCAGGCCAAGGAUGAGGGGAGCGGCCACGAGGAGUUGCACUUCUCCGAGUCGUGGUUCCAUGGCCGCAUGGCGGGCGGCCGCAAGGAGGCCGAGCGCCUGCUGAAAAAGUUCUGCGCGGAGAGCGCCGAGCAGGACGGGGCGUUCCUGGUGCGCGAGAGCGAGCGCUUCCGCGGGGAGUUCUCCAUCUCCUUCUGGUACGCGGGCCGCGUGCAGCACUGCCGCAUCCACAGCCAGCGCGACGUCAACGGCGAAGUGGUGAGCUACUCGCUGCUCGAGAACCUCCCGUUCGACUCGCUGUACAACCUCGUGGCCUACUACCGCCAGGUGCCGCUGCGCUGGAAGGAGAUCGAGAUGCAGCUCUCCGAGCCGGUGCCGCAGCCCAAUGGUCACGAGAAGAAGGACUGGUACCACAGCGGGAUGAGCCGCGGGGAGGCCGAGUUCAUGCUGAUGCGAGUCCCGCACGACGGCGCCUUCCUGGUGCGCAAGCGCAGCGAGCCGGGCUCCUUCGCCAUCACCUUCCGCUCGGAGGGCAAGAUCAAGCACUGCCGCGUGCAGCAGGAGGGGCGGCUCUUCCUGCUGGGCAGCUCGGCCGAGUUCGAGAGCCUCGUCGAGCUCGUGUCGUACUACGAGAAGCAGCCGCUCUACCGCAAGACGCGCCUCCGCUACCCCAUCAACGAAGAGACGCUGCAGAAGCUCGGCACCGAGAUGGCCGAUCUCAACAGCCUCUACCGCUCCGACAGCCUCUACGUCACCGCGAACAACACCACCAAACCCGCGGGAGUCAUGGUGAAGACGCUGUACGACUACCAGACGGAGCGUAGUGACGAGCUCUCCUUCCUGAGAAACGCCAUCAUCCGCAACGUGGACAAGCAGGAUGAGAGCUGGUGGAAGGGCGACUACGGCGGCAAGAAGCAGUUGUGGUUCCCCUCGAACUACGUGGAGGAAGUGGCGAAUCCGCUCGCCCAGCAAGAGGAGACGGACGGCAGCAACCCACUGGGGAGCUUGCAGAAGGGCACCAUCGACAUCCCCACCACGCAUAUCACCGUCCACCAGCAGGGCAAGGGCAGCCAGCGCUGCGUCUUCACCAUCGAGGCGAAGGUCAUGCAGCCGGUGGUGCGGCCGCUGGACGUGGCCGUGACGAGCCAGGAGGAGCUCUUCUCGUGGGUCACCAAGAUCCGCGAGACCGCCAACCACGCUGGCAUCCGGAUGCACACGUGCAUGGAGGAGUCGCGGCGCCGCAAUGUGGCUCUGCAGAUGUCGGAGCUCGUGGUGUACUGUCGCCCGGUGCCCUUCGACAAGGAGAAGAGCAGCUGCCGCGACAUGUCGUCGCUCAACGAGAGCAAGGCGGAGAAGGUGUCCGCGGGGGCCCGGGCGCGCGAUUUCCUCGCCCACAACGCCCGCUACCUGAGCCGCAUCUACCCCAAGGGGCAGCGCAUCGACUCCUCCAACUACGACCCCGUGCCCAUGUGGCUCUGCGGCACCCAGAUGGUGGCGCUCAACUUCCAGACGCCCGACAAGCCGAUGCAGCUGAACGAGGCGUUCUUCUGCAUGAACGGCCGCAGCGGCUACCUGCUGAAACCCGAGUGCAUGCUGGACCCCGGAUUCAACCCACGCGACAGCUUGACCCUGCGGCCCGAGCAGGGCAUCAGCAUCCAGCUCAUCCUGUACGGGGCGAGGCGCCUGCCCCGGAGCAGCCGGAGCAUCAGCAACCCGUUUGUGGAGGUGGAGAUAUGCGGUGCCGAGUUCGACUCCAACAAGUUCAAGACCGAGGUCGUGCCCGAUAACGGGCUGAGCCCCACGUGGGCCGUGCGCUCCAUCAUCUUCGACGUGCUCUUCCCGGAGCUCACCUUCCUGCGGUUCGUCGUCUACGAGGAGGACAUAUUCAGCGACUCCAACUUCCUGGCGCAGGCAACGUUCCCCGUGCGCGGCCUCAAGACAGGAUUCCGCUCCGUGCCGCUCAAGAACGGCUACAACGAGGACAUCGAGCUGGCCUCUCUGCUCAUUCACAUCGACAUCAGCAGCUUAAAGGAGGAGGACAACGGCGAGCUGUACUCGUCGAUCCAGCAGCUGCGCGCGCGCACCAACCAGCUGUCGCACGAGGUAGACCUGGGCGAGAGUUCCAUGGAGCGAGCCGGGGGGCGCCCGCCCGCUAACUACGAGCAGGGCCUGCAGGAACUCUACGCCACACAGAGCCGGCUCAUGGAGCUCACGGCCACGCGCAGCCAGAGGCUGCGCGCAAAGGAGCAGAAAAAAAAGUCUCAGCAAAAGGACGUGGACUCCUACGCUCCCCACUGAGGGUGACCUCUGCCUGGAGCGCGGUGGCAUUGCCUCCUCAGUCGAGCUGCCCUCUCCCGCAAAGCUGUCCCUCACACACACACAUGUCGCCUCGCCCACGUUGCCUCACCUACUUCUUCACACCUACCUUUUCACACUCACCUCCCCUCACCUCCCUCUCCUCAUGUACUUCCUCACACCCACCUCCCCACAGAUGCCCUCCUCACAGCUACACAAACUUUCAAGACAAGGACAUGCAGCACCAAAGCACUUGUAUGUUUAUUAAAUGUUUAGUUUUACGUUAGGGGAAUAAAAUGUGAAACACAGUUUGUGAGGUAUGCAAGUCAGAGGGAGUGCAAGGGAAUCUCUGUCGUUUGGUCGAGAUGUACACUCUGUUGAACGUUGCGCUAGACGAGAGAUCGAGCAUCUCAAAGCAUGUGCUUUUGUCGUGGCUGCAGAUGCUUGGCUCUGUUUUCACAGUGGUGUAGCUAUCGAGUGUGCAGGCGGUGCAAUCGCACUGGGGCCCCCGCAGGUGGGAAGGAGCCCGCAUGCCGGGGCUACGAAGAGGAGGGAGGAGAAUUGGCCAGGGGGUAGCCCGAUAUUCUUUUGUUUUGCACCAGGGAUUGUGCCAACCACGCUAGGCCACUGCAUGCAAUUGUUCCAGUUGGAGGCCCACGUCUUACCUCACAAAUUGCCUGCUGGUGCUUGCGUGCACAACGUCACGUCAUGCCGGCAGCAGCACCGUCACAGAAGACCUAUAUUGUUGUUGUCAGCUUCUUCCCACUUCCUCAAGGCCCAUUCCCCACGUGUUCAGCAGCUGUGUUGAUUGGCCGUGCACCCCCCAAGGGGCAGUGGCCACAGUCAAGUGUCUUGCCUCUUCUCUACAGGGAUGGGCAGGACGUCAGGUCGCACAGUGUUUAAGGUCACUAUUUGCGGGAGAUGGCCAAACGGCUCGUAGGUCAGAGCGCUGAGCUGGCAACCGCUGAAAUCCUGGGUUCAAACCCAGGCGCAGCUGCCCGUGAGUCAACCGGCUUCUCAAGUGUAGCGAGUCAAUGGUUUCAGCCCAGUCACCAAUGACUGCACAAAAUAACCCAAGCCAUUUUAAGUUUUGUAUUCCCCUGGUCUGGCUAAAUACCAGCUCUGAGAAACAAAAUAUUUGUUCAUGGUUUCGAUUUGUGCUCUCAUUCUUGGAUUCCAACAGCUCCUGGCUCCCACCAGCGGAAGCUACAAAGUCCAAUUAAACUUUUCCACUCUCAGCUAACAUAUGCAGGUGGACGAAUUGAUAACUGAAAUGCAAAGACAACUUGUGGUGAUAAUCCGCCACGACUGGGCAGCCAGCACCACACCAGUUCUCUCAGAAAGCUGCUCAGGCUGCCACCUCUUGUGGUGAUUAAGUCACGACCAUCACAUUCAAAAUUGUCAGUGGGUCUCUAUGCGAGUCUCUGGGUCUCUGUCCGAGUCUACUGGUCUCUCCGUGAGUCUACGGAUCUCUAUGCGAAUGGGUGUCCAUGCGAAUCCAUGGGCCUCUAGCGAUGAUGAUGAUGACGACGCCACUGCCAUCGGAGUCCAGUUUCUUGGUGAAUCUACCUGCACGUAUUAUCACCUCAGACUGGAAAUGCCGCGGCAGAGUUCGUAGUGUCUCCGAACUGGAGCCAUAGACUUGUCACUGCCUGGAGGCCGUGGUUUGUCGCAAUUGUGUUUUGAUUUACGUCUGGAAUUGUGACCUCCGAUAACAGCACGUGCCACCUUCGCAAUGCGGGUGACACGCAGCCCCCGUCUUAAAAUAAAGUUGCUGCUUCAUGAAUGUAUUCAAUAACACGUUAAGUAAAAAUUAUGACUGGAUUUAUUUUAAACUGUUUCUGAAAUAUAAAAUAAAGGUCUAGAUGUUUUGGCAAA
Messenger RNA from Lethenteron reissneri (Far Eastern brook lamprey), 5959 nucleotides. RefSeq names its product 1-phosphatidylinositol 4,5-bisphosphate phosphodiesterase gamma-1-like. Gene Ontology annotation, cellular component: ruffle membrane. Gene Ontology annotation, biological process: phosphatidylinositol metabolic process; phospholipid catabolic process; release of sequestered calcium ion into cytosol. Gene Ontology annotation, molecular function: phosphatidylinositol-4,5-bisphosphate phospholipase C activity; protein binding. The record is from RefSeq and is a predicted model, not a curated record. NCBI's taxonomy places the organism in Eukaryota, Metazoa, Chordata, Hyperoartia, Petromyzontiformes, Petromyzontidae.